Messenger RNA from Penicillium olsonii, 672 nucleotides. Lineage: Eukaryota; Fungi; Ascomycota; Eurotiomycetes; Eurotiales; Aspergillaceae. The record is from the annotation of a GenBank genome assembly.
AUGAAAGUUAGCCUCUUGUGUGUGCUGGCCAUGGCGGCUGUUGCCAUCGGUCUGACUGCUACCACCUCGGAGCCUGCACUCGCGCAGAUCUCCGAGGCAGCCGCUACGACCAAGCCAGAGAUCACCACCUCUGGUGUAAAGGGACUGGCGUUCGAUCGAUUCUACCAAGUCUGGCUAGAGAACAUUGACUUCGAGGACUCUGCUGCGGACACCAACAUGCAGUGGCUCGCAUCUCAGGGAAUUCUCUUGACCAACUUCUACGCGGUUACUCAUCCUUCUGAGCCCAACUACUGUGCUGCCGCUGGUGGUGACACCUUCGGAAUGGACAAUGAUGACUUCAAGCAGAUGCCUGAGAACAUCUCCUCGAUCGCGGAUUUGCUUGACACCAAGAGCAUCUCGUGGGCCGAGUAUCAGGAGCACAUUCCUCAUGCCGGGUUCCAAGGUUUCAAUUAUUCAAACCAGCAUACCUACAAGCCUGAUUAUGUCCGAAAGCACAACCCAAUGGUCUUGUACAACUCGGUUGUUGGCAAUGACUCCCGUGCACGCUCAAUCAAAAGCUUCCAGGACUUCGAGAGCGAUCUCAAGGCCAAACAGCUUCCUCAAUGGGCAUUCAUCACUCCUAACAUGACUAACGAUGCUCAUGAUACGAACAUUACUUUUGCUGCGAAGUGA